GUCACCACCGCUGAAAAAACGUCUUUUUGCCCUUCCAUUCGAUUUGCCCAUCCCCCCUCGUCCAGUGUCCUCUUCGUCCCCGCGUGUACUCGGACCACCUUGGACGCCGCAUAGAGAAGGAAUAAGGAGGAGAUUCUCCCCUCACCUCCCCUACUUUCCCGCCUCUAAGCAGUCGUGGCCAACUCCCGGUUCUCCAUGAUGUUCACGCCAUCUACGAUAUGAGAAUCCCGCCUGUAGAAGUCAUUCUCAGUUGGCCGACCCCGAACUUCGUCAACCCAGUAACGAGAGGCCCGGCCAACGAGAUCGUUGCCAUUAUCCUACUGGCCAUCGCCGCCGUCAUCCUAGCCAUCCGGAUCUAUACACGGCGAUGUAUCACUAAUGGGUUCGGCUGGGACGACAUUCUUAUCGUACUGGCCUUCAUUCCAGCCACGGGCUUCGUGGUGCUUGGAGUCAUAGCUACGAACAGCUAUGGCUGGGGACGGCAUGUCUGGGAUGUGCCUACCGAAACUAUUACGGGAUCGCUUCAAAUCGGCCUCGCCAGCCAGAUCCUGUUCGAUUUGGCGACAAGCUUCACCAAGUUGUCCAUGUUAGCUCUGAUGUACAGAAUCGCGUGUGCAGCGUCGAAUAAGUUGAGGGUGCUCGUCGUAGCACUGCAGGUGCUCAUUUCCGUCAACUGCGUCGUCUUCAUGUUGGUAGCCAUGCUGCAGUGCCGACCUCUCAAGCUUUACUGGACUCUCUCCUUGGAACCUCAGAACUGCAUCAACGAAUCCGCCCAUCUUCUCGUUGCCGGCACCAUCAAUACCGUCACCGACUUCCUGGUGGUUCUCUUGCCGCUCGCCCUCGUGCGUAUUGUAUACGCCGACAAACUUACCUCAAGACAGCUUACCAUUGUCAACCUCUUAUUUGGUGCCGGAUUCCUCGCAUGCUUCGCUGGUAUUGCUCGCACAUACUUCACCUGGAUCAUGACUACGGAGCCUGACGCUACAUGGAAUGCCUGGAUCAACUGGCUUGUGUCUUGCCUUGAGCUAUUCCUCGGCAUCAUUUGCACCAGUAUUCCAUCUACAAAACCAUUCUUCAACAAAUAUCUCCCCAAGUUCCUCGGCACCAACGCACGGAAAACUCGUGCAACAACGGAACCAGUACCCACCGACAAGGUCACCACCGGUUCGGCGAGAACCAGUCAGAUGUCGAGCGAGCCCGUGGUGAAGGAGCUCGACGUGAUUGCCUCAAAGUCUCCCGCAACCAAAAGGUUUAGCGAAGGGACGCUCAACAAGCCGUUACCGGCAGUGAUGAAGAAUCACUCAGUCUACACUAUCAACAUCCAACUGGACGAAGCCAGUUUAGGGCCCGCUGAUAGGUCUCCCGACAGGAGAAGGGCUCCAGGGAGUCGGACGACGGAAAAGUCGGACAUGGCCCGGCGCCAGGCCGUCAAUAAUUUCAGCCGCCCAAAGAUCCAACACGUGAGGAGCAAUUCAGAGCCCUCAAGCCAACACCGGCCCAGCUUCAGUGCCGAAGACGGCCGACCUGACAGCCACCUUACCAAUGCGUCGGGGGAGAGCAGUCGUCACAGUCAGAUCCUAUACGAAGUUGACGACGUCGUCUAUCGUGAGAGCAUUCGCCAGAGCAUCGACGACCUAGAAGCAGGGAUUCGCUAUGGCACCUACGACCGCAGCAGUUACACUGCCGUACCCGCGCCUCUGCGAAAACACGCGAAAUCGGGAUCUGUCGGUACAUUCGGGGGCUAAUUGACGGGCCAGAAAAAGCUUGUCCAAUGUGUAUAAACCUUGGCAGACGGGAAUAUCCAUUGUGUUUCUUCCGGGGUAAAGGACCAGGAAGGGGCGGCUAGAGAAUGCUUGCUCAAAGAGUUUUACGAUACACCCUCAGGACAUCAGUUCCUGCAUUUCACUUCCCUUUACGGCCAUGUUUAUAGUUUCUUACCUAUUUAAGCUUCUCGGGAGCCAGACCCGAGCUUUAGUCAACGGAGUCAAUGACUAGUAAUCCAG
Molecule: messenger RNA, 2003 nt
Organism: Colletotrichum acutatum
Lineage: Eukaryota; Fungi; Ascomycota; Sordariomycetes; Glomerellales; Glomerellaceae
Exons: 2
Coding region: 219-1745 (508 amino acids)
Source: RefSeq, a predicted model, not a curated record